AAACAGUGAUUUUUGUUCUUUUGCAUAUUGUUAUGGAAAUAGAAUCUAAAAGUUUAGGUAAUGUGGAAUAGUGCCACUGGACAGAAAUGCAGUUCUUUCUUGUAUACUAAAUGCUCCAUUUUCUUGAGAACUCUCUAACAAAUGUAAAAAAGAUAUAUCCGAUUUUUUAGUUAAUGUGAUUGAUUCUAUAAGGUUUGGCAAAGAUUUAGAAUCAAGUGGUAGACCUAAACGUUCCAAACUCAAAGUUGAACCAGAUUGUACAUAUCGAACCCCUCUUGGAAUGAGAAAUGGAUAUAUAAAUGCUAGCCAACUUACAGCUUCAUCAAUAUGGAGUGGUAAUGAUCAAAAAUUAAUAAAUGAUAAUUACAGACCACAUAUGGGAAGAUUAAAUAAUAAACAGUGUUGGUGUCCAAAGUUUUUUGGGUUAUCAGAAUGGUUUCAGGUUCAAUUUGAAAAAUUAACAACUGUUAAUGGUAUUGCACUUCAAGGUGAUGGAAAUUCUUGGAAUAACUACAUAAAAAAGUUUUCCUUAAAUUAUUCUCUCACAGAAAAUGGUGAUUUUGUUGACGGCCAGAUAUUUGAUGGUGUAAGUAAUAACAAAGAAGUGGUGUACAUAUGGUUUUCAUAUCCUAUUAAUGCUCUACGUAUUAGAAUUUUUCCUCUUGCUCUUGGACCAAAUAAUCACGCAUGUCUUCGAAUUGAGUUAUUUGGUUGUUUAAGUAAUCCUUUAGAAGAAAUUGGAAUGGAAAGUCAAAUAAUUUUAGGCUCACAGAUUUCUAUAAGUUCAAAAUCAAAUGGUGAUAGAUUACAAACACGCAUGUAUUUAGAAUCUGGUAAUUUUUAUUCCAAAAAUAAACAAGAUCUGUAUAUAGAAAUUGAUAUGAAACAUGUGAUGAGUAUUAUUGGUGUGGCAAUAAAAGGUUCUAAUAGCCAUAGCAGUAAUGUUGUUCAAAGUUAUUUGGUUUUUAUUGGUACGAAAGAUAAUUUAGAUAAAGAAUUAGUUGGUGAGUAUCCUGGUAACUCUCAAUUAGGUUACUCUCCUGUAUUGUCAUCUCUGAAUACUACAAAAUUUGGCAGACAUAUUAAAAUUGUUAGUAAAAAUAAAAAUGGUGAUCGCUAUAUGGCUAUUGAAGUUUAUGGAAAGCGUCAAAUUUGUGGUGAUGUAUUUAUUCCAGCAUUUGCUGAAAUGUCUUCAAAAGUUAGCUUUACAAUAAUGGAUGCAUAUAUUGAUAGCCCAUUUUCAUGGUGUGCCUUAUCUAAUGAUAGUAAACCGUAUAUAGUAUUUGAGUUGAAUCAAGUUUUUGCAAUAUCAGGUAUUAAUGUACAAGGUGAUUCUAAUAGUGAUUCAUGGGUAACAAAAUAUCGAGUUUCGUAUGGUGUAGUUAAAUAUAAAAUGGAAGAAGAUAAGAAUGAAUAUACUGGAAGUAAAGGGCGCAUAUUUCCUUAUACUAUUAACUGGUUUCCAAGUUUGUACCUAGCAAAGUAUAUAAAAGUAAUGCUUGAAUCUUGUAACUACAAUUGUUGUAUGCGUGUUCAUGUUAGAGGGUGCACAAAACCUUUAGAUGCUCCUGCACCAUUAGUUAUAAGUGAUAAAAUCAAAAAGUUAGUAUUAAGUUGGAAAAAACCAGAUUCUCCAGUUCCAAUUCUAAAAUAUAAAAUAAAUGUCCAAUCACUAAAGCCAUACAACAGCUCAUUCUUUUUUUUCAAUACAAUGGAAACAAUUAUUACAAACAUUACCAUUGAAGUUGACUUUCAUGCAGCCAUCUUUAACAUAUCUGUAGAUGCUGUAUAUGAUGAAGACUAUUCUGUUAAAGGAAAAACUAAACAGCAUUAUUCCGAUCCAAUUUCACCUCCAACACCAACUUUUGAAGUGUUAAAAUACUUUGAUAACUACACUGAAGUAUUUGAAUGUCAGUUUUAUAGUGUAUCUGAUAUCAAUGGACCUGUCAGCUUCUAUGAGAUAAUUAUUGCAUAUGAGAACAUAUCUUCACUGAAUAUGGAAACAUUGACUUUAAAAGAUCAAUUCACUGCUGAAUCACUAAACCUUUCUUAUUUUUUGGCUGCAACAUUUCCUUCAGAUAACUUCGCUUCCAGCUCUUUAAAAUUUUAUGAAGGUUUAGAAACAGUGGAGAAUUUAAAUGCUAGGCUGCCUACACUUAGAAAAUUGUUUCUUUAUAUUCGUGCUGUCAUUAACAUGAAGAAUAACUUUUUUAGCAACUUAACAUAUUAUAGUAAUGCCGUAAAGUUGACUAUAGAUCGCAAAACAAUACCUAUAAAUAUUUUAAAAUGGGAUAAACGUCAUGGUCAUAUCGUUGCUUUAGUAAAAGGACCUUCAAAUACAAAGACUUAUGAAGUUGUUGCAAUGAAAAUUAACAUGAGUACAAUCAUAAAAAAUGCUACAUCCACUUAUAAAGACUUUAAAGUUUAUGAAACUGCAGGCUAUAAUGAACCUUACCUUGCUGCUUCAUUUAAUGCUUCUAUGUAUGAAAAGUACAGUAGUUUUGUUUUAGGCAACAAUGAAAUAUUUUCAACCAAUAGUUUAACCAAAGAGUUUCAAGAUAAUCAAACAUAUGUAAAUGGUAAACUGGUAGCUGGUCAAACAUACACCUUGUUUCAAAGAAUUAUUCUUGAUGAUAAUCUAACACUCACUAGUCCAUGGUUUCCUGAGUUUACUGCUUCUACCAUUGAUUCAUCUCCUCUUGUUGGAAAAAUGAAGGCUUCAAAUUAUUCAUAUCUUUUUGCAUUGGUUGCCAUACCGGUUUUUGUAGUGCUUCUGAUAGCAUUUUUGAUUAAGAGAAGAAAAAAAGUUGAUAAAGAUAGUUUGAUGACGUCUAAAGAAAUGGAUAAUAUUAGUAAUCAAAAAUCAUUUCAAAUCCAAGAUUUUGCUCCGAAGGAGACAGAAUGUUAUGGUAAUUUAAAUACUAUUCAGAAAUGGCCACCGGUAACAGUGAAGGAGUUUAUUAAUUUUUACUUGGAUGUCAAAAAAAAAGAUUGCACAGAACUUAUUGCACAGUUUGAGAGUGUUCCUGCAAACAAAAUAUAUACUCACGUUGAGGCUUCAAAAUACCCAAAAAAAAAUAGAUAUGCAAACAUUUUACCAUAUGAUCACUCACUGGUCAAACUUGUUCCUGAUUUUUCUAAUAAUGAAAACACUUAUAUUAAUGCCAAUUAUAUACACUCUUAUUCUAAAAAAUUGACGCACAUUGCAACCCAGGCUCCUAAUAAUAAGACUAUUGUUGAUUUCUGGCGAAUGAUAUUUCAUGAAAAGCCUAAAGCUAUUGUAAUGCUUACUAAUCUAGUUGAAAAUGGUAAAACAAAAUGUUCUCAAUAUUGGCCAGAAAGUAAUGAAGAAUAUGGUGGUAUUAAUGUUUGUGUUACGAAAACAGAAAACUUUGCUGAUUAUAUUAUUCGUUAUAUUUCUUUAGAUUUUAAGGAAAUGAAUCAUCAUUUUAUUCAUAUGCAGUUUACAUCAUGGCCUGAUUAUGGUUGUCCUGAAUACCCAACAAUGUUAUUAAACUUUUGUCAUCGAUUUCGAUGUUUAGUGCCAUUUACUGAUAAAUCUCUAAUUGUUGUGCAUUGCAGUGCUGGAGUUGGUCGCACAGGUACUUUUAUUAUAGUCGAUGAAAUGUUGCGGUUAAUCAAAACAGAACAAAAAGUUGAUAUUUUCAAUUACUUUGAAGCUAUUCGCCAAGACAGAAUGCAAAUGAUCCAAUCAAAAGAGCAAUACAUAUUUGUUUAUGAUGCAAUUUAUGAAGCAGUAACAUGUGGUCAAACUGGUAUUUCUAUAUCAAAUUUUCCAACUACUCUUAACAAACUACUUGAAAAAGAUUCUUCCACAGGAAAAUUACUUAUUGAGGAAGAGUUAAAAACUCUUAAAAGUAUUUCUCCAGUUCAAGAAAAUUGUUGUUUUAAAACAGCUUUGCUGAAUGAAAAUAUGCAAAAAAAUAGAUAUCCUCAGAUUUUACCACGAGAGGAUGCAUUGGUUUCUAGUGAACCAUACCUUAAUGCUGUGUUUGUUGAUGGUUAUAAAAGAAAGAAAGCAUUUAUUGCAACUCAAUGUCCACUUGAAACCACUGUCACAGAUUUUUGGGAUGUUUUAAAGAAACUUAAUGUAUCAACUAUAGUAUACCUUACCUCUCAUUGCGAACAAAAAGAAAAAUCUUAUUAUAAAUUUUAUCCAUCAGAUUGUGCUUUAAAACUUAAUGGUAUCACUGUAAAAUUGACUGCUGAAGAGAAGUUGGAAUCCAUAAUAAAAAGAAGUUUGAGUGUUUCUACUGAGACCGAAACUAUCAUGUGCAUGUUAGAGUUUAGCUUAUGGUCGGAGAACUGUUUACCAAGUUUUAAUCUAAUUUUACAGUUGAUUAGUGAAGUGACAAAAUCACAACAAUGUCUUGGAAAUGAUAUCAUUGCUGUUGUUUGCAACAACGGUGUCAGUCGCUCCGGUACUUUUAUUUCAUGCAUCAAUGCAGUAGAACAGUCUCAAAUAGAAGAACUCGUUGAUGUAUUUCAAGUUGUUCGAAGAGCUCAAUUAGCCCAACCUCUGUUUGUUCAAACUCUGCUUCAAUAUGAAUUUGUUUAUAAAUUGGUGAAACAUUAUUUGGAGACUUUUUCUACUUACUCAAAUUUUAAAUAAAUUCAAA
Hydra vulgaris (swiftwater hydra) is the source of this 4640-nucleotide messenger RNA. RefSeq lists its product as uncharacterized. Lineage: Eukaryota; Metazoa; Cnidaria; Hydrozoa; Anthoathecata; Hydridae. Gene Ontology annotation, molecular function: protein tyrosine phosphatase activity. Gene Ontology annotation, biological process: protein dephosphorylation. The record is from RefSeq and is a predicted model, not a curated record.